AUGCUGUGCCCAGUUGGGGUCACGUUCCCAGUGUUUCCCACUUCCAUGACUGAACACAUCAACUCCAAUCUGCUCAUCCCCAGUGCACUCUUAAACGAGAUCCGUUCAGGCUCCAGCGUCGGCGCGGGUCAACAAUACUCGGUCGAGUACUUGUCUCAGUUGCUCAAGGAUAAAAAACAAUUAUCUGCCUUUCCAAAUGUCUUCCAUCACUUGGAACGACUCGCUGAUGAAGAAAUCAGCAAGGUUCGAGUGGCUCUAUUCCAGUUUGAGUUCACGAAGGAAGAGAUGAGUCUUCCGGAACCAGAAGGAGAAGUUCAAAUCACCACCGAGAAGGUUUUCGUUCCCGCCAAAGAACAUCCCGAUGUAAGUCACAACAAAUCAUGUAUCUUUCCAUUUGAUGCACUUAUCCUUUUCUCGAUACAGUACAAUUUUGUGGGACGAAUUUUGGGACCAAGAGGAAUGACUGCAAAGCAGUUAGAACAAGAGACAGGAUGUAAAAUUAUGGUUCGAGGGCGAGGAUCUAUGCGUGACAAGAAGAAGGCAAGAGAACAAUUUCCUUCUUGA
This is a messenger RNA of Cylicostephanus goldi, 564 nucleotides long. The record is from the annotation of a GenBank genome assembly. NCBI's taxonomy places the organism in Eukaryota, Metazoa, Nematoda, Chromadorea, Rhabditida, Strongylidae.